This is a messenger RNA of Purpureocillium takamizusanense, 1847 nucleotides long. RefSeq lists its product as uncharacterized. The record is from RefSeq and is a predicted model, not a curated record. The transcript is spliced from 2 exons. Gene Ontology annotation, biological process: protein histidyl modification to diphthamide; transmembrane transport. NCBI's taxonomy places the organism in Eukaryota, Fungi, Ascomycota, Sordariomycetes, Hypocreales, Ophiocordycipitaceae. Bases 139 to 1734 code for a protein of 531 amino acids. Gene Ontology annotation, molecular function: 2-(3-amino-3-carboxypropyl)histidine synthase activity; transmembrane transporter activity. Gene Ontology annotation, cellular component: fungal-type vacuole membrane.
GCCAACCAACUCAAUCCUCCCGGGAUCGCACCGCAUCCACAUCGGGACGGCACUUCCAUCCACUCCCUCCUUUGCGCUUUAAGGAAAUCCUUUUCCUUUGGGCAAAUUGGUUCGUCAGCUUGGUGGGGGGGCAUUCCUAUGUUUGCGACGACGCAGGUCAGGGCAGAGGACAGCUGCAACAAAAACCAACCCCCAGAUGACCCCGUCGUCGUCGCCGACAACAGCAACAACAAUGCCCCCCCGUCAGCGGACCACCGCCCAGCUUCGCAGCAUAGCCAGGAGGGAGUGACCCCCGACGAAGAGCAGCCGCAGCAGCAGCCGCAGCAGCAGGAGGAGCCAGGUGACGACGGCAUCUGGGUCACCAGGCGAUCCCCCAGCCUCGCUGACGACGAAUACUAUCUCUACCGCACCGGCAGAUCCCUCCGCAGAGGAGAAGCGCCCUAUGUUAAGAACAUUGGUGGUGCCGCUCUGAUGGAGGUGCAGUCGCCCAAUUCGUUCCCCGAGGGAGGCCGCGAGGCGUGGCUCGUCGUCUUUGGCUCGUUUUGCGCCAUGGGCGCCAUCUUCGGCCUCAUCAACUCGAGCGCCGUCUUCGAGUCGUACUUUAGGACGCACCAGCUGCGCAAGUACAGCCACUCGCAGAUCGGCUGGAUUUUCAGCCUCUACCUGUUUCUGGUUUUCUUUGUUGGUCUACAGGUCGGUCCCGUGUUUGACCGUCACGGCCCGAGGCUGCUUGUCGCGGCCGGUAGCAUCUGCAUCGUCUCGAGUCUCAUGCUUCUUAGCAUCUCCACUGAAUACUACCAAAUCAUCUUGACAUACUCAGUGCUCGGAGGGCUGGGCGGCGCCCUGCUCAACGCUCCGGCGUACGGUGCCAUUGCCCACUUCUUCAAGAAACGUCGCGGUCUCGCCACAGGCAUCGCGACCACGGCUGGCGGCAUCGGCGGCAUCGUAUUCCCUUUGCUCUUGCGAUAUCUCUUGGGAAAGAGGGGAGUCGGCUUCGCCUGGAGCUGUCGCAUCCUGGGCUUCAUUAUCCUCGGGCUCUGCGCCCUAGCCAAUCUCUUCAUCAAGACUCGCCUCACCCCCAGUCGCCCUGUAGCGGACGAAGGCGGCGCGACAAAGGCUUCGGUCUUGCCCGAUCUUACCAUAUUCAGGGACAAACGCUUCACGCUGACCGCCGUGGGCAUCUUCUUCAUGGAAUAUGGGCUCUUUGUGCCUCUCACGUACAUUGUCUCAUACGCCACGUCGCACGGCUUUGACGUAUCCGAUGGCAUGAUUCUGCUCGCGUAUCUCAAUGCGGGUUCCGUUCUGGGGCGUUUUCUUCCGGGGAUACUCGCCGACAAGCUCGGGCGCUUCAACGUCAUCAUCAUGACCAUCGGUCUCUGCGCCGUCACCGUCCUGGGCAUAUGGCUCCCGUCUGAGUCGUCGCACGCCGCCAUCAUCGGCUUCUGCGUCACGUUUGGAUUCGCAAGCGGCAGCAACCUUGGCCUCAUCCCCGUCUGUCUAGGCCAGUUCUGCUCGUCCAAGGACUUUGGGCGAUACUACUCGACGGCGCAGAUGGUGGCGAGCUUCGGCACGUUAAGCAGUGUGCCCAUUGGGGGCGCGCUUCUCGGCCUGAAAGGACACCUUGGCUGGGAGGCCCUGAUGUUGUUCGCGGGCUCUUCUUAUGUGGUGGCUUUGAUCUGCUACGCAUCUGCCCGAAUAUUGUCUGUUGGUUGGCGGCCUUUGAAAAAGUUCUAAACGUAUUCCGUAGUCGAUGUCUCUCCCAAGGUGCGGCGUGCCGCCACAUCGCAAGACCUUGGGGGCAUGACCAAAAUUAGCAUGUAAGACUAGAUAUCCCCUCAAAUUGAGAC